CAGAGUUUCAUUGCAUCAUCCUGUUGGCAACUUUCCAUUCCUCUAAUGCCAUGGAACUUCUGAAGAUGCAGAUGGCGUUUGAGGAGGUGGCUGUGGAUUUCACGGAGGAAGAGUGGGUCUUCCUGAAUGCCAAUGAAAGAACCCUCUACUGGGAUGUCAUGCAGGAGAACUAUGAGCAUGUAAUUUCAGUGGGUGUGUUCCUUGUCUUGGCAGAGAGAAACCACUCAUCUCACCUGCCUUUGGCAUCAUCCUGUUCCAGCAUGAAAGGGCUUUCACAGGUGACGUUUGGGGAGGUGGCUGUGUAUUUCACGGAGCCCGAGUGGGCUCUGCUGGAUGGGGAUGAAAGAGCUCUGUACUGGGAUGUCAUGCAGCAGAAUUACGAGCACCUGACUUUCCUUGGUGGCAUGUUCCAACAAGGAAACAGUAAGACGACAGUAUUGUGCAGAAUAUUGUUUGGUGGCUCCCAAGAUGAGGACUCCCUGGGCUCCAGUUCCAUAGUGAGAUCUACUCAAGCUUGGAAAAGUUACAUUUUGAGCCGGCACAAAUCAUUGGAUUCUGGUAACCCUGAAAAGUGA
Molecule: messenger RNA, 575 nt
Organism: Pogona vitticeps (central bearded dragon)
Lineage: Eukaryota; Metazoa; Chordata; Lepidosauria; Squamata; Agamidae
Source: RefSeq, a predicted model, not a curated record